Molecule: messenger RNA, 1960 nt
Organism: Penicillium brasilianum
Lineage: Eukaryota; Fungi; Ascomycota; Eurotiomycetes; Eurotiales; Aspergillaceae
Source: the annotation of a GenBank genome assembly
AAAUUCUCGGGCCUUGGAAGCUAGGAAUACCAGACUCCCGAUCAAAAGCAUGUUCGAUAAAGGGAAAAGGUGGGGGUCGUCGAGUGAAUAGGUGACCGACGUCAUACCCACUUUCUCCCAAGUCCGUCUCGUUUACAACCCACCUUGUAAUCGGCCAGGUCGGAAGCCAAACAGCACCCACAAUGCGAGCCUGAGCGGUGCAAAAUAAAUCUGAAAAGUCUGACGCGCAAUGGCCAAAGAUCUCGGGCGGUCAAUUUCGGGCGUCACGGGCGAGAGCCACGGGGCGAUUAGCGACUCGGAGAUGCAGCAAAACCAGCUAGAGGUCGUUUUCUACCCCGAUUCCAGCCACCGCCGUAAAUCCUCCCUCGUUACAAUGGAGAAACCACGAUUUAGACCACACUUCGAUCAACAUGACAAGUCGACAGCUUGUUAUGUGCAUUCCCUCAUCGCCGGCGAAUGGGCCGUACCGUCGGGCCAGGUGGACGAGGCGCAGGACGUGAUCCGGACAUUAGGUGAUGAGGAGGCCACCGUGGAUACAAAGUCUUCCGACCAGGGUGACGUGGUUUCUGUCAUCGAUACCGAUAAUAAGAUGCUCAAACCCGUGCCGGCCAUCGUUGAAUCGCGGCACCUGACGAAGCGACAACUCUCUGAUAUGGCAUGGAAUGUGCGGAAACUCUCAAAGAAACUCGGCAGUAUCAAGCUCAAGCUCACGGUCCAGAACGUGUUUAUCGUGAGCAAGACACAUGAUGAGUCGCUAGUCAGUCUGACCAGGAAAAUGACCCGUUGGCUGCUGUCCAAGGACCGGGAUGCGCCGUACAAUGUUUAUGUGGAGCGCCGUCUAGAGACACAUCCGGAUUUCGGAGCAUUGCAGCUGGUGCAGGAGGAGCCAUCAGCCAAGAGCCGGCUGCUAUACUGGGAUCCAAAGCUUGCGCAAGAGCAGCCGCACCUGUUUGAUUUCGUUAUUACUCUGGGAGGAGACGGGACGGUCCUCUAUACCAGCUGGCUAUUCCAACGUAUCGUGCCACCAGUUCUAUCAUUUUCACUUGGCUCACUGGGAUUCAUGACAAAAUUUGAUUUCGCCGAUCACCAAAAAAUCCUCGAGAAUGCUUUCCGGGAAGGCGUCGUUGUCAGCCUCCGGCUGCGCUUCGAAUGCACUAUCAUGCGGAGCAAAGCGCGGUUGAAAGACCCUAACUCAAGAACUCUCACAAGCCGGGAUCUGGUCGAAGAAUUGAUUGGAGAGGAAGGAGAAGACACAUUGACACAUACCCCGGACCGAGUUUACGAGAUCCUCAACGACGUCGUUCUGGACCGGGGUCCAAAUCCAACCAUGUCUCAAAUCGAACUGUUUGGUGAUGACGAGCAUUUCACUACCUUGCUUGCAGACGGAAUCUGCAUUGCAACUCCGACGGGUUCCACGGCGUACAACCUCGCGGCAGGCGGCUCGCUUUCGCAUCCUGAGAAUCCAGUUAUACUGGUAACCGCCAUUUGCGCGCAUACCCUAUCCUUCCGCCCGAUUAUCCUACCGGACACUAUUGUGCUACGUAUGGGUGUGCCUUACGAUGCGCGAACCAGUUCGUGGGCUAGCUUCGAUGGACGGGAGAGAGUCGAACUACAUCCCGGUGACUAUGUGACGGUGUCCGCAUCGAGAUACCCAUUCGCCAAUGUGUUGCCUCAGGGUCGACGGGGCGAAGACUGGGUGCAUAGUAUUUCGAAAACCUUGAACUGGAACUCAAGGACUAAACAAAAGAGCUUCAAAUAGGUCUUUGGGGGGGCUUCCAGAGGCGUGUUAAGAUUGGAAAUCUUGGGCAUAUUGGCUUGGUCUCUGUUCGUUUCUUUUGUUUUCAUUUUGGCUGGGUUGCAAUGGCCACUGGAUGGCCCGUUACGGAGUGUAUAUUGGGCACAUAUUGGAAUUGACAUUGGCUUGAAUAUUAUUGACGUGCAUCGAGACGAGACCUUUAGC